This is a messenger RNA of Xiphophorus hellerii (green swordtail), 5293 nucleotides long. RefSeq names its product small ArfGAP2 (gene smap2). Gene Ontology annotation, cellular component: cytoplasm. The transcript has 9 exons. The record is from RefSeq and is a predicted model, not a curated record. Gene Ontology annotation, molecular function: GTPase activator activity. NCBI's taxonomy places the organism in Eukaryota, Metazoa, Chordata, Actinopteri, Cyprinodontiformes, Poeciliidae. The coding region runs from base 393 to 1826 and encodes 477 amino acids.
GGCAGCAUAGGUGCGCGUUCCUUUAGGUCCAGAGACAGGCACUCCAAGGAGUGAGCAGCGGUCUCUCUGAUAGGUUACAGAUGUGCUUCAAAGUGAGCUGCUCAUUUUCAGUCCUGGAAAUCACGUGGCUGUUUUCCUGUGGACUGGGCUCCGGGGAGAGGCUCUCUCUCAUCCUAUGAUCGCAGUGAAGCAAACUCACUCCGCUCCUCACAUUUAGGAGGAAGACGAGGAGGAGGUGGAGGAGGGGGAGGAACUGAGCGCAUCGCCGAAUCCGACCGCCGCACCGCUUUUCAUUUUUCUCGAGCUCCCCCUGACAAGAGCCGGCGCGGACGGGAGAAACAUCGGGGGGUCUUGUGUGUGGAGGAGGGUGGACUCAGACUCAGAGCGCAGCGAUGACGGGCAAAUCUGUGAAAGACGUUGACAGAUACCAGGCGGUGCUCAACUCUCUGCUGGCGCUGGAGGAGAACAAAUACUGCGCCGACUGCGACUCUAAAGGUCCAAGAUGGGCUUCCUGGAAUUUAGGCAUCUUCGUUUGCAUCCGCUGUGCUGGGAUUCAUCGAAAUCUUGGGGUCCACAUCUCAAAGGUCAAGUCUGUCAACUUGGAUCAGUGGACACAGGAGCAGGUCCAGUGCGUUCAAGAGAUGGGAAACGCCAAGGCCAAGCGUCUCUAUGAGGCCUUUUUACCUGAAUGCUUCCAGAGGCCCGAGACAGACCAAGCUGCAGAGAUCUUCAUCAGGGACAAGUAUGAGAAAAAGAAGUAUAUGGAUAAAGUUAUUGACAUCCAGAUGCUCAGGAAAGAAAAAAGUUGUGACAACAUCCCUAAGGAGCCUGUUGUGUUUGAGAAAAUGAAACUGAAAAAAGAGGUGAGCCCGAAGACAGAUUCCCAGGCCGUUACAGAUCUACUUGGACUCGAUGCACCUACUCCCAGUCCUGCGGUGUCUAAUGGUGGAGGAUGUGUUCCAGACAGUAACGAGAGCCCGGCAGCGUCUAAUCCAGCUCAGGCACAAUCUGCUCUGGAUCUCUUUGGUUCUCUUCCAGCCCCAUCCUCAGUGUCCUCUACGAAAACUACGCCUGCAUUCAGCUCCUUGCCUCAAAGCAGAGUCACCGCCUCAGUGCCUGAAAACCUCAGCUUGUUCAUGGAUCCAAAACCCAAAGCAGAGGAAGGCGCCGUCAAGAAGCUGUCCAAGGAUUCCAUCCUGUCCCUGUAUGCCUCCACGCCUUCGCUGCACGCCAGCGGUAUGGCCACACACGGCUUAUAUAUGAACAGAGUAGGAUUCCCGACACAUCCUUACGGCCCAUACCAUUCUUUAGCCCAGGUUGGGGGGAUGGGAGGCGCCAUGAUGACGUCACAAAUGGCCAUGAUGGGUCAGCAGCAGAGUGGUUUAAUGGGGGUUCACCAGAACAGCAUGAUGGGAGCCCAGCAGAACUGCAUGAUGGGACAGCAGAACGGAUUAAUGGGCGGUCAGGGUGUCAUGGCUCAGCCAAGCGGCGCUGUGGCAACACCUUACAUGACAGGGAUGGGCCAGGGAAUGAUAGGACAGCAGCAAAGUGGAAUGGUCUUGCAGCAGCAGAAUGGAGUAUUGGCUCCACAGCAGAGUGGGAUGACGGGACAGCAGCAGGUUGGAGGCAUGGGCCCGUUACCUCACCAGCAAAUGUACGGAGUGCAACAAGGCCAGCAGCUUCAGUGGAACAUGGCUCAGAUGACUCAGCAAGUAGCUGGCAUGAAUCUCUACAGUACCAACGGCAUGGCAGGAUACGGGAGCCAACACACAGGAAGCUCAACAGCUCCGAGUUCGGCGCACAUGACAGCACACGUCUGGAAGUGAUUUUAUACACCUAAAAGCUGAAGGAACAUCUUCAAGAUGAGAGCAACGAACGGAUUGGGAAGAACGCGAAACAUUUUGAAAUGCAAGGCAACAGGAGGAGGAGAAGACGGGCGUGAAGAAGAUUUUGGAAAUGAUUACUACCUCUGUCUCUCUCUCUCCUCUCUACCUAAGCCUCCUCUCGCUGUCCCAUUCAUAGCCAUGUUCUGCAAAUUUCCAUGUUUGCCUUCAGGACAUUUUGGUACCAAGACAACAGGGUUCAUAGACCUUUGCUUAGGCAUUCACAUCUUUAUUUGUAUCUAAUCGUUACAUGAGAGUAUCUCCAUAUCCCCACAUGUGUAUUCAGUAGGUGUGAAGAAGCUGCUUUGGCUUUUGGAAAAUUUCUUUUUUUUUUUACCCUGAGGUUGAGCACAGAGAUUUGCCUAUCCUAAAAGUCAAAUUUAUUGAGACAAGACAAAGAAAAUAUUAGGCACCUUGUGGGAUUUGUUUGUAAUCUAUGCACCGUCAGGGUUUCCUGAUGCAAGCUCAUUCAAAACGACAAUUGCUACAUAUCGGCAUGAACCAUGUGUAAAGCAGUGGCUACAAUAGCAAAUGGUUUGUUAUCAACACAAAAACUGAGUGCAGAAUCUAGCUUAAAGUACAUUUUUUACAGGUGCUAGUAAACAGUUAGUUAUAAACACAUAAGAUAACAAAAAUUGACUAGGCUAAUUUCCCUUUUCCAAUGGCAUUUAAGGAAACAAAUAAACAGUGAUGUAACAUCCACCGUAUUGUGAAUGGUUAAACAGGCUAAUUCAAGCUAUGCUAAUUUUCCCUAUCCUUGUAGCUAGCAAAAAUAUUAAUAGUCAGGAUUUUUAAACUAUCACAAAUAACUCUGAUGGAAAUCCGUGUCCAUUUAAUGUAUACUUCCUUGCAAGUAGAAGAAGCUGCUGCUAAUUACUCCACCUGAGAAUCAAUAUAAAAUAAUGAGGCUAAUUUCCCAUUUUUUGGUGGUUUGCUAAGGUUUGCUCAAAAUGUGUUUUUAGGUGUAUAAGGCCACACAAUAUAUUCACGUAAUUUCCAGAAUAACACAGAUGAUUGAAAAGUUAAUUUCCUAUUUACAGGGUAUUACCUUACAAGAGAAAUGAAAUAUAUUUUAUAGGAACAGACGGAAAUCAAGCUAAAAUAUGCUAGGCUAAUCUUCCCUUUCCAUUAGGAUGCUAAAAUUUUGCUUUUAGCAUGGGGUAGCAAAUAAAUAAGAAUAACAUUUCCAAAUGGUCACAAAUUACUUUUUCUCGAUAGUGAAAGAAACUGCUGCUAACUGUUUUAUAUGAUCAACUAAAAGUGACGUUAAAACAAACUAUGUUAAUCCUUUUUUAGGAUUAGGAUACUAAAAUGUGCUUAGCAUUUCCCUUUUUUUUGUGCAUGGGAUCGAAAAAAACAAAUGAAACAGAUUUUCCAAAUGUUUGGCAAAUGUCCUCUCUUAAAUAAAUAGCAAGUAAAGAAUAUUAUGAUGUCCAAUUUGCUACAAAUUGCCAAAUAUUUUGAGCAAAGUGUCUCACAUGAAGCACAUUCUCCUAAAACUGAGUUGAAACAAGCUUUGUUCCAGUGGGAUGCUAAAAUUAGCUCAAUAUAACUAUUGAAAUGUACAAUGUAGUGAAAUACACAACUAGAAUGUGGUGACUCAUGGCUACUCAUUUUGAAGAGAGAGUCCUAUUUAAAGUGUAUUUUCUAAUCUCAUUUCCAAUGACCAGCCAUGACUUAAAGCAGGCUAGGCUAAUUUUUUCUUUUCCAGUAGUAUGCUAAAAUGAGCUAUAUAUUAGCAAUUACAUGAUUUCCCAAAAGUUUAAAAUCGUUUGAAUGGCUUUAAUGUUCUUUAUUAAAGCCAUUCAAAAAAAGGGUCCCAAGUGAAAAGAUUCUUUUGCAAAAAAAAUCUCUUUAAGUGUUUGAGUUCCUAGAGCAACAUUGUUUUGAAACCUAGAACUGCGACAAAGCCUACCUAAACAACAUUUCUAUAUGAUGUCUGCUUUUCAAAAUACUGAGGGCUUUAUUUAAAUUCUUAAUAAAGUGUCAAAAAAAAGUCCUAUACUGGAUUUUUGCAGACCAAAGAUUAGCACUAGCUUUACUAAGACUGUACAGUAUUUUAUUUUUUUCUUUUCUCAAAUUGCCACCUAGCUAGUGACUAGUAUAAAAAUGACCACAGCAUUUUAGCUGUGUCUUUGGGAAUACCUGCUGUUACACUUCACUGUGCUAUUGCCUCAGAAAGGGUGGGACACUCUCAAAAGAUUGCAUGUUUUUGUCGUCCUGUAACUGCACAAACACCUUAAGCUGACUAUCCACCUUGUACAAUUGUGGCCUCAAACAACGUUGAAUGUCCCGAAGCGAGAGUGAAACCAAGGAGGGGGUGAUUAUCAGUCGCGUUUCAGAUACUUCCACAGAACUGCAUGAAAAGAAUGUUUAUCCACCAUCGACUGUGCAUACUGUACGUUUUCAGAUUACCAGAUGUUUCUAUCUACUGUAUAUUCUAAUCAGUCUGUGACCAAGACUAACAAAACUAUCAAUGAAUGUGUGUCAUGAAUGUUCUCCUGAUUGUAAUGGGUACACAGACUUGACUAUUGCUGCCAUUGUUGUUGUUUAUUUUAUUUAUAUUAUUUGAAUGCGUCCAACAGUGUGCACUUGUCUUUCGAAUGUCCUGUGGUGGAAUGCCUUUCCGUCAGGUUCUGUUCCAUCGUCAUUUCGCCGCUGUGUUGGGAGCAAACUGUGAUCAGACUGAUUUAGUCUUUUUUUUUUUUUCCAGGUGAUUCAGGAACACUUACAGUCUGGCCAACAUACAAUGCGAAGUGGAAAAGAGAAUGUGCAUACACAAAUCUACCACCUCGCAAAACUUCAGAGAACCUCGUCUUUAUCUUUGCCGUUUACAGUUGCCCUUCCUUUUGAAAUGCAUGAAACCAUUGCUGAAAACUCUCUCAGUUUUUCCACACUUGGUUACCUUCUGUUUAACCGGUUUUGGUUCUGAAGCCACUGCUUUUGAUGCUUAAAGUGAGAGACUCACAGUAAUAUCUGCACACACCGCAACUUUCACAGCUCUGUUCUUUAAAGCUAUAUUCUUUUUUUUUUUUUUCCAGUUGGGCUAAAUUUGGGGGCCACGUGACUAAAAUUGCUGGCUCGGCAGAAACAUUUAUCUGCUAAGAUUGUACACUGUAAUAUUAGAUUUUGUUGGAGAACACAGGACUUCAUGGAAAAGGUUCCCUUGUGUCCAGUCCUUUUUUCUCUGUUACAUUUCCUGGGAAAUGAAAGAAAACGAAGGAAUGUACCUUUUUGUCAUGUCAAUAUGUAGUGAGGUUUUAUUCUUUAAUAGGAUAUCUGUACAUUACAUUCAUAAACAGGAUUGAUGGAUUCGUUCUGUAUAUUAGCUCCGCAUUUUUUUCACAUGCGUUGCCUCUUUUAGUUUUAUGUCUUCAUGAAAUCCAUGAAUAAAAGUUUGAUUAAAAAUA